Molecule: messenger RNA, 1880 nt
Organism: Cebus imitator (Panamanian white-faced capuchin)
Lineage: Eukaryota; Metazoa; Chordata; Mammalia; Primates; Cebidae
Gene: LHFPL5
Product: LHFPL tetraspan subfamily member 5
Exons: 4
Coding region: 383-1042 (219 amino acids)
Biological process (GO): detection of mechanical stimulus involved in sensory perception; sensory perception of sound
Cellular component (GO): plasma membrane
Source: RefSeq, a predicted model, not a curated record
GGGCGCUGGCCGCGGUGCUGAAACGGCGCCCUCCGCCGACGGAGGAGGAGGCGGGGCUCUCGGGAGCUGUGAGCCGGGAAGGGAGAGGGGCAGGGCGGCGCCAGCAGGCCUGAGGCCCUGGCGGGCUUGGGAGGAGGCAGGAGACUGGAGACAGCCUCGGCUGGAGCAGAUACAGGCACCUGGCAAACUUCCCUUGACCAAGCCAAGGCUGUCCUUGUCCUGUUAAGCCUCUUCCCCUUGCCUUGGAUGGGCCUCACCUGGUGCCUUGACCACAGAUUUCUCCCCAAACCCCGCCGGGCGGUGACCUGCUUCUAGGCUUCCAUCCACAAAGCCACGGACUUGCAGCCCACAGGACCCCAGCCCAGGGCCUGCUGCCCUCACCAUGGUGAAAUUGCUGCCGGCCCAGGAGGCAGCCAAGAUCUACCAUACCAACUAUGUGCGGAACGCGCGGGCUGUGGGCGUGAUGUGGGGCACGCUCACCAUCUGCUUCUCCGUGCUGGUCAUGGCCCUCUUCAUCCAGCCCUACUGGAUCGGCGACAGCGUCAACACACCGCAAGCAGGCUACUUCGGCCUUUUCUCCUACUGCGUGGGUAACGUGCUGUCCUCCGAGCUCAUCUGCAAGGGCGGUCCCCUAGACUUCUCCUCCAUCCCCUCUAGAGCCUUCAAGACUGCCAUGUUCUUUGUGGCCUUGGGCAUGUUCCUCAUCAUUGGCUCCAUCAUCUGCUUCAGCCUGUUCUUCAUCUGCAAUACAGCCACAGUCUACAAGAUCUGUGCAUGGAUGCAGCUGGCUGCCGCCACAGGCCUAAUGAUUGGCUGCCUGGUCUACCCUGACGGCUGGGACUCAAGUGAGGUGCGGCGCAUGUGUGGGGAGCAGACGGGCAAGUACACGCUGGGCCACUGCACCAUCCGCUGGGCCUUCAUGCUGGCCAUCCUCAGCAUUGGCGAUGCCCUCAUCCUCUCCUUCCUGGCCUUCGUGUUGGGCUACCGGCAGGACAAACUCCUCCCUGAUGACUACAAGGCAGAUGGAACCGAGGAGGUGUGAAGCAGAAGGAGCUAAAGGGUCGGUCAUCUAUUUCUCAGACAAUGGAAAACUAGAAAAUUGAAUUCUUCAAAGUUAAGAUACUUGUUCUUCCGUUUCCUUGUUCCGGGAUGCUCUAGGCCUGAAGCCUGAAGCCUUUAACACUAAAACUGGACAGUCUCCUGAGACAAGACCUCCUACUGUAUUCUUUCAGGUGAAGCAGAACUGCAAUGACCCACAUCAAAGAUAUUCAAAGGCUGAGCGGUGUAAGGAGUGCUCGCCUGCUGGGGACCCAAGUCCUCUUUUUAGCUCCACGCAGCACCUUCUUGAAGCCUCUCCUCUGCAAAUUGAGAGGGGUAAAUGGGUCCCUCUCUAGGGGCCUUCCCUCCAGGUCUGUGUCUGAUGGCUUUUACACACACACAGAAACACACACACACGACCAACCAGCUCUAAGAGGGCUACUGAAGAAGAGGUGAUUGGAUAUGUGCUGGGUCAUUUUAGGGUGAGGUGUCGGGGUUUUUUUGCUUCUCCGUUCUCAUAUUUUGUUUUCUUAUUCCUGCUCAGAGGGCGGUAAGCAAUGGAGAGGUCAUCAGAACCUGAAUCCUUUAACAUCCACCAGGAGGCGGUACAGGCAGCUGAUGCACUUGUAUAAACAGUCUAAUUUUGCCAUUUGGAGGGCAAUGCUUGUUUUUGUACUAAAAUGGGCAAAAACUAGAUCUAAAUUAAGGACAACAGGCAGAGAUUAUUUAAAAAAGUGAACUUGGAAGGAUAUAAAAUCAAAUUGAACAUACAUGUUAGAAACUCUCCUACCUUUAUAAGAAAUGGUGCAGCCUGUAAACAUAACUAAAGUAAACUUGCUUGC